UAACGAAGCACGGAAUGAAUGAGAACAUCUUCAAACGCCUUAGGGAAGAACUAGCGUGUUCUUCCUCUUUAUGUCGCUAGAUGGCGAAACAACACUCGAUACAGCGGCGGCUGAGCUAUUCUACGGAAGGGGGAGAGGCUGAGAUGGAAUGGGUUGAAAUGAUAGAGUAGUAGAUUCCUAGACAGGAAGUGGAGAUGAGUAGGGCAGAGGAGCUUCCGGGUCACCGACGGGAGAAUAAUGGCGUCGGCGGAGCCUCUUGAGCUACUUGGAGGGUGGAAGCGGAUCCUGGGAGAGAGAGAGAGGAUGCGAAAAAGAGCACUCUGGACAACAGAGAAUGAGAAGCAGCAUUAAAGUGUAAAAUAAGCCAUCAUUCAAAAUAUUUUCCAAUUCACCUGGAAAUCUUCCUCAGCAGAUGAGAGAAGAAGGAAAGAAUAACAAGAACAAAGUUUUGAGCUGGAAAAAAAUAGAGCACACGGAACUGAAAAAAACAUUAAAUGAAAAAUCAGGGAGGAUAAUAUUUAAAUAAAUAAAAAAAUGAGGAACAACGUGAACUCAGUAGAAAGAAAAAGGUUCAAUGUAUAGCCAAAAUUGGCAGCCAUUAAUGAAAGCCUUUCAGGAAGGAAAGAGUGGCUUGAACCAAACAAUCACCAGGCAAGAGGUCAGAAAUAUUUUUCACCACCUCAGGAAUCGAAGCAUAUCAGUGUUGAAAAAACCCCAGAGACUGCGUCAUGUGGGAAAAACACAGAUUGCAGAUCGCAUCUGAUUCUGCACAACAGCAUGCAUCCAGUGAAAAGCCAUACAAAUGUUUGGAGUGCGGCAAAAGCUUUUCUCAGAAAAGCUUCCUCAUGAUUCAUAGAAGGACCCAUACUGGAGAGAAGCUCUACCAGUGCUCCCAAUGUGACAAAAGAUUUAGCAUUCAUUCCAAUCUGCUGAGACACAAGAGGACUCACACUGAGGAGAAACUAUUUGAAUGUCUUGUUUGUGGGCAAAGUUUCAGUCUGAAGUGCAACCUGGUGAUACACCAGAGAAUUCACACAGGAGAAACACCGUAUCAGUGCCUGGAUUGUGGGAAACGUUUCAGUCAGAAUUCCUGCCUAGUGAAACACCAGAGGAAUCACACAGGAGAAAAACCGUAUGAGUGCCCGGAUUGUGGGAAAACAUUCCGUUGGAAUUCCAACCUGGUGGAACACCACAGGACACACACAGGAGAGAAACCGUAUAAAUGUAGCAAGUGUGGGAAAAGUUUCAAGCAGAGUUCUAAGCUUGUAAUACACCAGAGAAGUCACACAGGAGUAAAACCAUUUCAAUGUCUGGAUUGUGGGAAAAGUUUCAGUCAAAGUUCCCAUCUUGUUGGACACCAGAUGACACACACAGGAGAGAAACUGUAUAAAUGUCCUGUUUGUGGGAAAAGUUUCAUUCGGAAUUCCCACCUGGUGAUACACCAGAGAACUCACACAGGAGAAAAACCAUAUGAGUGCCUGGAUUGUGGGAAACAUUUCAGUCAGAGUUCCUGCCUAGUGAAACACCAGAGGACUCACACUGGGGAGAAACUCUUUGAAUGUCUGGUUUGUGGGGAAAGUUUCAGUCAAAAUUCCCACCUGGUGGAACAUCAGACGACACACUCGGGAGAGAAACCGUAUAAAUGUUCUGUUUGUGGGAAAUGUUUCAGUCAGAGUUCCUACCUAGUGAAACACCAGAGAACUCACACAGGAGAAAAACCAUAUCAGUGUCUGGAUUGUGGGAAACGUUUCAUUCAGAGUUCCUGCUUAGUGAAACACCAGUUGACUCACACAGGAGAAAAACCGUAUGAGUGCCUGGAUUGUGGGAAAAGAUUCCGUUGGAAUUCCAACCUGGUGGAACACUACAGGACACACACAGGAGAGAAACCGUAUAAAUGUAGUGAGUGUGGAAAAGGUUUCAAGCAGAGUUCUAAGCUUGUGAUACACCAGAGAACUCACACAGGAAUAAAACCAUUUCAGUGUCUAGAUUGCGGGAAAAGUUUCAGUCAGAAUUCCAAUCUGAUGAUACACCAGAGAACUCACACUGGAGAAAAACCGUAUCAGUGUCUGGAUUGUGGGAAAAGUUUCCAGCAGAAUUCAAAGCUUGUGAUACACCAGAGGACUCACACGGGAGAGAAACCAUAUGAGUGCCUAGAUUGUGGGAAAAGGUUCAGUCAGAAUUCGAACCUGGUGAUACACCGAAGGACUCACACUGGAGAGAAACCGUAUAAGUGUCAUCUUUGUGGGAAAAGUUUCAGUCAAAAUUCCCACCUGGUGGAACACCAAAUGACACACAUAGGAGACAAACCGUACAAAUGUCCUCUUUGUGGAAAAAGUUUCAGUCUGAAUUCCAACCUGGUGAUACACCAGAGAACUCACACAGGAGAAACAUCGUACGAGUACUUGGAUUGUGGGAAAAGUUUCAUUCAGAGUUCCGACCUAGUGAAGCACCAGAGGACUCACAAAGGAGAAAAACCAUAUGAGUGCCUGGAUUGUGGGAAAAGUUUCCGUUGGAAUUCCCAAUUGGUGGAACACCACAGGACACAUACAGGAGAGAAGCCGUAUCAGUGCCUGGAUUGUGGUAAAUGUUUCAGUCAGAGUUCCUGCCUACUGAAACACCAGAGAAAUCACACUGGGGAGAAACUCUUUGAAUGUCCUGUUUGUGGGGAAAGUUUCAGUCAAAAUUACAGCCUGGUGGAACAUCAGACGAUACAUACAGGGGAGAAACCUUAUAAAUGUUCUGUUUGUGGGAAAUGUUUCAGUCAGAGUUCCUACCUAGUGAAACACCAGAGAACUCACACAGGAGAAAAACCUUAUCAGUGCCUGGAUUGUGGGAAACGUUUCAUUCAGAGUUCCUCCUUAGUGAAACACAAGUGGACUCACACAGGAGAAAAACCGUAUGAGUGCCUGGAUUGUGGGAAAAGAUUCCGUUGGAAUUCCAAUCUGGUGGAACAUCACAGGACACACACAGGAGAGAAACCGUAUAAAUGUAGUGAGUGUGGAAAAGGUUUCAAGCAGAGUUCUAAGCUUGUGAUACACCAGAGAACUCACACAGGAAUAAAACCAUUUCAAUGUCCGGAUUGUGGAAAAAGUUUCAGUCAGAAUUCCAAUCUGAUGAUACACCAGAGAACUCACACUGGAGAAAAACCGUAUCAGUGUUUGGAUUGUGGGAAAAGUUUCCAGCAGAAUUCGAAGCUAGUGAUACACCAGAGGAUUCACACAGGAGAGAAACCAUAUAAGUGUCCAGAUUGUGGGAAAGGUUUCAAUUGGAAUUCCAAGUUGGAAGUACACCGGAAGACCCACACUGGAGAAAAACCAUAUGAGUGCCUGGAUUGUGGGAAAAGUUUCCAGCAGAAUUCUAAGCUGGUGAUACACCAGAUGACUCACACGGGAGAGACACCGUAUGAGUGUCCAGAUUGUAGGAAAAGGUUUAGUCAUAAUUCGGAUCUGGUGAUACACCAGAGGACUCACACUGGAGAAAAACCAUAUGAGUGCCCGGAUUGUGGGAAAAGUUUCCAGCAGAAUUCUAAGCUUGUGAUACACCAGAGGGCUCACACUGGAGAGAAACCGUAUGAGUGUCCAGAUUGUGGGAAAGAUUUCAGUAUCAGGUCCAGCCUUAUAAAUCAUAUAAGGGUACACACAGGGGAGAAACCAUAUGAGUGUCCAGUUUGUGGGAAAGAUUUCAAUAUCAAGUCUACCCUUAUAAAUCAUGUAAGGUUACACACAGGGGAGAAACCAUAUGAGUGUCCAGAUUGUGGGAAAGAUUUCAGUAUCAGGUCUAGCCUUAUCAAUCAUGUAAGGUUACACACAGGAGAGAAACCAUUCAAGUGUCCAGAUUGUGGGAAAGAUUUCAGUAGUAGGUCUAGCCUCAUAAAUCAUGUAAGGUUACACACAGGGGAGAAACCAUUCGAAUGUCCAGAUUGUGGGAGAGAUUUCAGUAGUAAGUCUAGCCUCAUAAAUCAUGUAAAGUUACACACAGGGGAGAAACCAUUCAAGUGCCCAGACUGUGGAAAAGGUUUCAGUACUAGGUCUAGCCUUACAAAUCACGUAAGGUUGCACACGGGCGAGAAACCAUUCAAGUGUCCAGAUUGUGGGAAGUGUUUCACACAAAAUUCCUCUCUUAUGAGACACAAGAAAUUCCAUAUGAAGCAAAAUUUGAUGCCUGUAGAGGAAUCUUGAAUUUCAUUUCUCUUCUCUCUUUGAAAGCCGAGUUGAGAAAUUAACCAUUUAAUUUCUUGCCUUAUUCUUUUUAGUCUAAAUGUCUUGGUAUCAAACACGAAGGAGGAGAUCUGAGCUUUCUUACCUGGUAAGACACCAGAGGACUCACAAUGGAACAAAACUUUAUGAAUGUCCCGAUUGUAGGAAAGUUCACAUCACUUUUUAAGGCAAACUCUUCCAUUGGUUGAUUGUUCUGACUGUCUUAAAGUUCUUAUUUGUACUUUGAAUCUUUCCUUGAUCAGUGUGCACCAGGGUGGAUUUGAUUUAAAUCAGUUCGAUUUAAACCACGAUUUAAAUCAAGUUGAUUUAAACCACGAUUUAAAUCACUAGUAAGGUUGUGCAGCUGUCAUCUCUGUCCCGCAGCAACUACUCCUCUGACCAGUUGUUGACUCACCGACAAUCCCAAUAUUGUAGAAUAUACAGCCUCAUGCUACAUAACUAAGCUUCAUUUUAUGGUGAAUAAACUAAAUUAUGAAUGUAUCUUAAAUAGAAAACUAUCUUUAGAUAUAUUUUUACUCCAAAACCAUUUUAUUGAAAUAAAUUUGAUAAAAAGA
Molecule: messenger RNA, 4771 nt
Organism: Pantherophis guttatus
Lineage: Eukaryota; Metazoa; Chordata; Lepidosauria; Squamata; Colubridae
Source: RefSeq, a predicted model, not a curated record